Messenger RNA from Talaromyces rugulosus, 480 nucleotides. RefSeq lists its product as uncharacterized. Bases 1 to 480 code for a protein of 159 amino acids. The transcript is spliced from 3 exons. The record is from RefSeq and is a predicted model, not a curated record. NCBI's taxonomy places the organism in Eukaryota, Fungi, Ascomycota, Eurotiomycetes, Eurotiales, Trichocomaceae.
AUGGCAACAUCUACCACAACAUUUCAACCGCCGCCAGCCCAGAAUGACCAUGUCAACAGUGCUACUAAUGAUGAUACCGAAAAAUCUGCUAUAAAAAGGCUUUCGCAGGGUGUCACCCUUUCUGCAACCCCAUCCUUUACCUCACUUAAAGUGAAAAGACAAUGGAUGCUUGAGCAUUUGGCGGGAGCCUUCCGUGUUUUCGCUAGAAAGGGGUAUGUUGAAGGGCUUACUGGGCAUAUUAGCCUCAGAGAUCCUGUCGAUGAGGCAGCUUAUUUAUUUUCCGUCAUGGAAAGAUCUUGUCAAGUGCAGCUUUUAGUGGAUGCUGCUGCCGCUGGCUCCGGACACAAGAAAGUGCCAGUAAGUGAUGAAGCUGCAAUUUAUACUGCCAAGGCUAUGGCCGAUCCUGAGACUCUUUACUGUGCCUUUCAACCAGAGUAUGAGAUGGAGAAAGCAUUAUCAAAUGGGGCUUUCUUGAAGUAA